Molecule: messenger RNA, 1711 nt
Organism: Plectropomus leopardus (leopard coralgrouper)
Lineage: Eukaryota; Metazoa; Chordata; Actinopteri; Perciformes; Serranidae
Product: oligodendrocyte-myelin glycoprotein-like
Biological process (GO): neuron projection regeneration
Molecular function (GO): protein binding
Source: RefSeq, a predicted model, not a curated record
GAUCUCGCUUACCCCAAAGAUCCAUACAGGCAAUAUCAAACUCUCGCCUCUUCAGAGAGAACAAAAAGGACCAAAGCUGCGAGCCAAGUGAGGGCAACCUCCCAAAAAAAAAAAAAGAAAAAAAACAGACCCCAGCACCGGACAAGUGAGCAAGGGUCAAAUUCUGUGAAGGGAAUUCAGGCAGAGAGAGAGGAGAAAGAAAUCAGCAGAGCAGCAGCUGGUCCCGAGCUUGAAAGCAGGAGAGGGGAAGAAGGGAACUGGACGGCAAAGAGGAGCAGAGAAAAGUGACUGGAAUGAUAAGAUGAGAAGCAGGCAUGUGCCGCUGAAGCUCUCCCCUAAUGAGGCCCUUCUGGAACUCCUGCUCGUGUUGUUGCUAGGGUUGCACGUCCUAGCCGUGUGCCCCUCCAUGUGCUCCUGCAGCCGCAGCCACAGGGAGGUCGACUGCUCCUGGAGGGGGCUGAGACAGCUGCCCGAUGGCCUGCAGCACAACAUGCGCUCCCUCAAUUUGUCCCAUAACCGAUUCCAUAACCUGGACGGCCAGCUUACCUCAUACACCCACCUCCGCUUCCUUGAUUUGUCCCACAACCGGCUGAGCCACCUGCCCACUGGCUUGCCUCGUUCCCUCUGGCAGCUCUCCGCGGCCUCCAACCGCCUCCAGCUGCUGGAUAAGAACGACACCAUCCACCAGUGGAAUCUGCGACUGCUUGACCUCUCCGACAACAAGCUGGAGCGGGCUAUCUUUAUCAACAAUACGCUGAUCAAUCUGUGCACUCUCAACCUGAGCCACAAUCACUUCUGGACUUUGCCUACCAACCUGCCAGUCAACCUGGAGCAUAUAGACCUGUCCCACAAUUUGCUUGUGAAGGUGCUUUCAGGAUCUCUGGACCGGCUCCUUCGACUUACACACCUCUAUCUGCAUGCAAAUCGCUUCUCCACACUGCCCUUUGGAGUUUUUGACAAGAUGACAUCUCUUAAAGUCAUCACUCUUGGGGACAACCCUUGGGACUGUCACCUUUAUGACGACGUCGCCUACUUACUCUCCUGGAGUCAGAAUACACCUGCACGUGUCCUUGGUUGCCCCUGCCACACCCAGCCUGUCUGUGGAGGGGUGCGCCCCAGCAGGACUGGAGGGUGGCAUUUUGCCUCCUACAACCUGCCCCCUUUGGCAGCGAGCGCCCAGGACUUGAGCUCCAUGCCUCCUGAGGCCAGUGUCACUGGGUGGUGGUACUUGUCUGUUUCUGCUCUGCAAAGCACCCCAAAAGAGACCUUCAACACAGAGCAUCAGUUCUUCACCACCACAUCCAUCAGCAUCUCCACCCCGCAACAGAGAAGCAAAGGCACACACCUCUCUGAGACUGGUAGUCCAGAUGCUACAGAGCAUAUGCUUCACACUGAUCUCCAUCUCAUCUCCAGCACAAAGGAAGACUCAGUCCGCACCACCGACACCUCCUCUUUUUCUGAAACGAGCUUCAUUACCGAAACACCCAUCAGGGCUGACAUGACGCUGGCCACAGAUAGGUUCUUUACAACAGAGAGCCCCUUCGUCCAAACAAAGAAAACAACCACUCUUCGCACCAGGAGUGUGAGGAGGAAGAAUCAGUCCCUUCCUGGUGGUAUAGGCAACAGCAGUCCAACUCUUGCUCCCUCCACUUUGUUCCCUUUCCUACACAAUCUGGGACUUCUGUCUCUUUUUCUGCAACAAGUCCUAUGA